CAAUAGACCGUGGAAAUUAGGAAAUAUGUAUCAGAUAAGUGGCUACUUUUAAAGAAUGCACAUAGAAGUAGAAAUUAAUCUAAAUUAUAUUCUUAAAUCUGAAUCACCACACAAUGUAUGUUGCAUCCUGUAUCAGGUGUCAUUUAUAACGUAUAGGUGUAAUCCAUUAAUCUUAAUACUGGUAUAGUAUGAAACGUGUUAGUACGUAAGUAUUAAAAACGUUUUAAUAGUUUUUCGGUCCUACAAAAAGUGGUAAGCAACACGAAAAAAGUAACAAGGAAUAUGCAAGGAUGCGGGUUUUUUCUUUUCUUUUGUUUCUUCAAUACCUUUUUUGACGCCGAUGCAACGUACACGUGUUUUGUAAUUGUAAUGUAAUGAAAAAUGUAUUUGUUCUUUUCGGUUUUUUUAGAACGCUCUUUUAUGUAUGUUUAAUAAACUGUUCUGGAAUAAUUGCAGUGUAACCAUUCCAAACUAAUAAUAAGGUUUAUUAGGUUAGGUUAGGUUAACCCGGACGGCCCACAACGAGGCCACGCAUAGGCCAGUAUGGCCCUUAGUUAUCUAGAUAGGGGGGUAUGAACCAUCGCGGGAGUGUUUAUGUGGUUUUAAAGUCCUCGAGAAUCGAUGUGUUUUUAUCAUACGCCAGCAGCCAGAUGCCAGCACCGGGGCGCCCAGGUAUUUCCCCCUAAGCCUUAUGAGAGCCGGACAGUUGGAGAUGAGAUAUUCAAAUUCAGAUGAGAUAUUCAGAUAGUCACAAUGCGUUCGGUAACUUGUAAGGCUCCGGUCAAUAUUGCAAGGAUUAUUUAUUGGGGAAAACGUCAUAAAGAAUUAAUUCUACCCAUUAAUGAUUCAAUUAGUAUGGCACUUGGCACAAACGAGCUUUGCGCGAAGACAACAAUAACUGCUUCAGAAAAAUUUCAACACAAUCGAAUGUGGCUCAAUGAUGAGGAAUUGCUUUACGAGGAGGACUCUCGUCUUAUGUCAUCAUCUACUUCACCGCCAAUAAAGCGCACCCGCAACAAUGCUGGGGCAGCGAGUGAGCGCCUCUCCGACGCCCUCUCGCCUCAAUUGCUGGAGAUGCUCAAAGACCGUUUCGAGGAGCAGACCAACCAAAUUGCGUCCCAUGUCCGAAAUGCAGAGCAGCGCAUCCUCAGCAGUCUCAUGGAGCGCUUGGAUUCGAUCGCUGGUGAGGUAAAACAGAUGGGUGCCAGAGUCAUCGAUUUGGAGCGGGAAGUGGUUGAUCUCCGCUCCCAGAGGGAUCGGCUGGAUGAACGGGUUGAGCGGCUGGACCGGGAAGUGGCUGAUCUUCGCACACUGGGUGGGAGAGUGGGUGGCAUCGAAGCGAGAUUGGCAGCCGAACACAUGGCAACGAGCGCGUGUGAGCUGCGAAUCCACGGCGUUCCCUUUGUGGAGGGAGAAAAUGUGAGAGCUCUCUUCAACAAGCUCUGCUUCAAUCUACAGCUGACCCCACCACCAAGAAUCCGAGACGUAUUCAGGGCCAGACAAACACAACACUCAAAUGUCGAUCCCGUUAUAAUUGUUAAAAUGGAAAACGUCCGCGAGAAGAUCAAUCUCCUCAGUAAGAUUGGGAUUUACCGCCGCGAGAGUAAGAGACAACUGGGCUUACAGUUCUUUAGUUUCGACUCAGAAGCUGCUGUUUACGUCAACGAGCAGUUUUUAAGCGAGAACUAUAUAAUAUUCAAAGAGGCCAUGCGAAUGAAGAAGCACAAAAUUCUAGCAGCUGUCUUUACUCGGCGCGGCCUCGUGCAUGUAUGAUCCUAUGAUACAGAGAGCGUUC
Messenger RNA from Drosophila pseudoobscura, 1795 nucleotides. RefSeq lists its product as uncharacterized. Gene Ontology annotation, molecular function: diphosphomevalonate decarboxylase activity. Gene Ontology annotation, biological process: isopentenyl diphosphate biosynthetic process, mevalonate pathway. Gene Ontology annotation, cellular component: cytosol. The transcript is spliced from 2 exons. The record is from RefSeq and is a predicted model, not a curated record. The coding region runs from base 754 to 1773 and encodes 339 amino acids. Lineage: Eukaryota; Metazoa; Arthropoda; Insecta; Diptera; Drosophilidae.